AUGGCAGCCACGCGCAAGCCCCGAUCCCCGUCCGCCGCCGCCGCGGCCGGCGACCACCUCCGCUUCCUCCGCCCCGGCGCCCUCGCCCGCCUCCGCGACGCCAGGCUCCGCCGCCGCUCCAAGCCCGCCUACUCCCGCCCGGCCCCGGCCUCGCCGCAGCCACAGCCGUCCCCCUCUCCCCCUCCCGCGCCCGCGGCGGGCGGGGACGGCGAGAGCGGGCCCUUCGUGCCCUACGUCGUGCCCGGGUCCAGAUUCCUCGCGCCGCGCUGCCCGCAGCGGAAGAAGCUCACGGCGGGGAAGGUGGUGCCGCUCUUCUCGCCGCCGAUGCCCAGCCCGGACCUGCCAUUCGAAGCGGUUAUGGAGUUCUUCAACGCGCCGGAUAUGGUCGUCGCCGCCCACUAG
Triticum turgidum subsp. durum (durum wheat) is the source of this 402-nucleotide messenger RNA. The record is from the annotation of a GenBank genome assembly. Lineage: Eukaryota; Viridiplantae; Streptophyta; Magnoliopsida; Poales; Poaceae.